AUGGCUGCUGAAACCUACCACAAGGAGGCCAUCGCCGGCCUCAAGGACUCUAGCCUGUUCAUUCAGGAUGCCUUCAUCGACGGCGAAUGGGUCUCCAAGGAGAACAAGUUUGACGUUUUUGAGCCCUCCACUGCCACCGUCCUCGGCAAGGUCGCCAACUGCGCCCUCGAGGACUUCCAGAAGGCCAUCAAGAGUGCCGAUGCCGCCCAGACCAAGUUCUUCGAGACCACAACUGGCACCAGCCGAGGUGCCCUUCUGAGGAAGUGGUACGAGCUGGUCCUCGCCAAUCAGGAGGAUCUCGCCAAGAUCCUCUCCCUCGAGAACGGCAAGACCCUCCCCGAGGCCCAGGGCGAGGUCAUCUACGCCGCCAACUUCAUCUCUUGGUUCGCUGAGGAGGCCACCCGCUCCUACGGUGUCACCAUCCCCUCGUCCUCCCCUCACACCACCCUCAUGACCAUCCGCGAGCCCGUCGGUGUCUGCGGUAUCAUCACCCCCUGGAACUUCCCCGCCGCCAUGAUCACCCGCAAGAUCGCUCCCGCCCUGGCCGCCGGCUGCUCCGUCGUCAUCAAGCCCCCCUCCGAGACCCCCUACUCGGCCCUCGCCUUCACCAAGCUCGCCGUCCAGGCCGGUCUUCCUCCCGCUACCAUCCAGGUCCUCCCCACCCGCGACCGCCAGGCCGCUACCGAGCUGUGCACCAACCCUCUCGUCAAGAAGAUCUCCUUCACUGGCUCCACCGGUGUUGGUAAGAUGCUGGCCAAGCUUGCUACUGGCACCCUGAAGAAGGUCAGCCUGGAGCUCGGCGGUAACGCCCCCUUCAUCGUCUUUGAGGAUGCCGACCUUGACCUCGCUGCCGAGGGCGCCAUGUUCUGCAAGUUCCGAUGCUCUGGUCAGACUUGCGUCUGCGCCAACCGACUCUACGUCCAGAAGAGUGUCGCCAAGGAGUUCACCGCCAAGCUCGUCGCCAAGGUCAACGCCCUCAAGAUGGGCGGCGGUCUCGACAAGGCCACCACCCAGGGCCCCCUCGUUAACAAGUCCGCUGUCGACAAGGUCAAGGAGCACGUCGCCGACGCCACCUCCAAGGGCGCCAAGAUUGAGACUGGCGGCAGCACCCCCGACUCCCCCGGUUUCUUCCACCAGCCCACCGUCCUGUCCGGUGUUACCCAGGAGAUGGCCGUCGCCAAGGACGAGACCUUCGGCCCCCUCGCCCCCAUCUUCGAGUUCGACACCGAGGAGGACGCCAUCCGCCUGGCCAACGACACCGAGUUCGGUCUUGCUGGUUACUUCUUCUCCAAGGACGUCAGCCGCGUCAUGCGCGUUGCCCAGAAGAUCCAGGUCGGAAUGGUCGGUGUCAACACCGGCAAGAUCAGCGCCGCCGAGGCUCCCUUCGGUGGUAUCAAGGAGAGUGGUUACGGAAAGGAGGGCAGUCUGUACGGUCUGCAGGAGUACCAGAACAUCAAGAGCAUCACCAUUGGUAACCUGAACGGUUAA
Messenger RNA from Fusarium keratoplasticum, 1488 nucleotides. RefSeq lists its product as uncharacterized. Bases 1 to 1488 code for a protein of 495 amino acids. Gene Ontology annotation, molecular function: succinate-semialdehyde dehydrogenase (NAD+) activity. The record is from RefSeq and is a predicted model, not a curated record. The transcript has 4 exons. NCBI's taxonomy places the organism in Eukaryota, Fungi, Ascomycota, Sordariomycetes, Hypocreales, Nectriaceae.